This is a messenger RNA of Melampsora larici-populina 98AG31, 1143 nucleotides long. RefSeq lists its product as uncharacterized. Lineage: Eukaryota; Fungi; Basidiomycota; Pucciniomycetes; Pucciniales; Melampsoraceae. The transcript is spliced from 6 exons. Bases 1 to 1143 code for a protein of 380 amino acids. The record is from RefSeq and is a predicted model, not a curated record.
AUGCUUUCAGUCACAUUUUCAUCGCGCCAGAUGAAAGGACUAUUGGUGACAUUCAUCACAUUGAUGAGCACCACACCGAAUUCGAUGUCAACACCACUGCAAGACGACCAAGGACUUGUCCGCCGGAAGAUGGGACAGGAACAUACCAUUGAGCAUAUCCUUGUGAACAUUAAGGGGUGUCCUGGCGGUGUCUGUGGCAAACUAGGUUGGUACAUUUCAGCAGUCUUCCACAUAAGUCUUAGUCUUCAUUUGACUUGGGAUGGGUUUUUGACAGCUGGAAGUGUUUCCGGAGUCCUCUUGGCCGGUGCAAAACCAUGCGCUGCACAAGAUUUAGCCGAUAAGUUGAUCGACGAAGCAAGACAAAACCCUGAGAUCAAAGAACAAAGAAUGAAAGAUGAAAUCAUAGCAUUUGCUAAGAUUUUGUGUGCUGCCGAAAAGAAUACACCACCGGAUUAUAAGAUUCCACCUCAUCAACCUCUUAGUGCGGUCUACUGUCUUGAUCCCCCUAAAAACCCAGAAUUGAUAGGUUUGUACACCACACAAGAUCCUGGAAACAAUGCCUCAGCUUUCUUUGAUCCAGUCAAGAAGAUAACAAUUCUUGCAGGAGCUCCUGGAACUGUUAGACCUUCAAACGCUAUCUCCCUGAAUGCCAACUCAUCUUCCUCAACCUCCUCAACCUCCUCAAAUUCCUCAACUUCCUCGACCUCCUCGACCUCUUCAACUUCCUCCAAACCUCCUACAUCAACUACAGAGAAUACUGCUUCAACUACCAAGGAUGUCACUGCAAAGAUAGAUGUAUCAGAACUCUCAAAGUGUUCGAAUCCUACAAUCGUUUAUGCUGCUGGUCAAGAGGGCAGGAGCAAAACGGAAUUCACUUAUGGACCGGCUAACAAAGACAACUUUCCACAAGGAAUAGCGUUGGAUAUCGGAAUCGUAACCCAAGCUAUAUGCGAAAUUAUCCUCAAGUGUGUUAGGGAAGCUGGAAAAGGAAAAGAUGACGAUUCGAAAGGAACCGUCAAACAAUGUAAAGCACUUCAGGCACAGAUUGGACAUGUGAAAGGGGAUGGUAGCGCAGCUGAUAAAUGGAAUGAAGCUGUUUGUUCAAAUUCUCUUCUAUCAUCUUGUUUGAAAACUUUCAUAUGA